AUUACAUACAAUAAAACAUGCCUUGUAAAGAAAUAACAAUUGAGGAAGUGUACGCAAGUGAUAGUAAAUUGAAGAAGGAAGACGUCAACGCAUUAUUGGAAUGGAAUGAUAAACAAUACCAUUUACCAGAAAUUACAGAAUUACAGGCCGCUCUUUUCCUCCAUAGUUGUUAUUACAGCAAUGAAGCAGCUAAAGCUACUAUUGAUACUUAUUUUACUGUAAGAACUUUGUGUCCCGAUAUGUUUGGAUCAAGAACCCUAAAUCAUAAGCCGUUAGAGGAAGCUAUAGAUACUGCUGUACUUACAGCUCUUCCAAAACAAACUCCAUCGGGUGAUACUGUAAUUAUAGGAAAGUUAAUGGAUGCAAACUCAGCUCAUUACAAUCCUCCUGAACAAUGUAAACUAUUCGAUGUUAUAACUUUACUCAAUUUACACGAAAAAGGCCCAAUGAAUGGGGUUCAAAUCAUAAUUGACAUGAGCCAAUCAACAUUCGGGCAUUUUCUCAAAGUUAGUCCUGUACUUAUGAAAAAGCUUUUAUAUUAUUUGCAGGAAGGAAUGCCUAUACGACUAAAAAAGAUACACUUAAUCAAUAUAGUCUCAUUUGUUGAUAAAGUUUUAGCUUUAGUGAAACCUUUUAUGAAAAAAGAACUUUUUGACUCUCUAGCUAUUCAUUCUGAAAUCAAGACACUUUAUACAGACAUUCCCCAAGAUAUACUUCCUGCAGAAUAUGGUGGUAGUUAUGAAUCUUGCACGGUUAUACAAGAAAAUAUUAAGAACAAAAUAAGAGAUUUUGAAAGCCUUUUGAAAUUUCAAGAAAAUCAACUUGUGGACGAAUCCAAGCGACAAGGAGCAACCAAAAACGCCGAAGAUCUGUUUGGAAUCGAGGGAAGCUUCAAAAAAUUAGAAGUAGACUGAUUCGGGUAUAUAUUGUUUACUAUGAUCUCUUUAAAUAAAAGUAAUAAAAUAAUAACAAAAAAGGGUGAUUGUAGACCAAAGUAUGU
Diabrotica balteata is the source of this 1000-nucleotide messenger RNA. Lineage: Eukaryota; Metazoa; Arthropoda; Insecta; Coleoptera; Chrysomelidae. The record is from the annotation of a GenBank genome assembly.